Molecule: messenger RNA, 2006 nt
Organism: Phyllostomus hastatus (greater spear-nosed bat)
Lineage: Eukaryota; Metazoa; Chordata; Mammalia; Chiroptera; Phyllostomidae
Gene: ATF3
Product: activating transcription factor 3
Exons: 4
Coding region: 213-758 (181 amino acids)
Biological process (GO): regulation of transcription by RNA polymerase II
Cellular component (GO): nucleus
Molecular function (GO): DNA-binding transcription factor activity, RNA polymerase II-specific; RNA polymerase II cis-regulatory region sequence-specific DNA binding
Source: RefSeq, a predicted model, not a curated record
GGCUCGCUCGCUUUCCUUCCCUUCGCGCCCCUGUAGCAACUAGCCCCGCGACCCCUGGAGUCACCCCUGACCCGCGCCCCCAGCCUCCCGCUUCUAAAGAGCCCCGGCGGAACGCUUCCCAGCCACUGCUGCUCCUCGGCGCUUCAGAAAGUUUCUCGCCGACAACUUUCUCUUUUGACUUGGGGCGCGAAAGUUUCCUGGUGAAGAGCAAAAUGAUGCUUCAGCACCCAGGCCAGGUCUCUGCCUCGGAAGUCAGUGCCUCUGCCAUCGUCCCCUGCCUGUCCCCUCCUGGGUCACUGGUGUUUGAGGAUUUUGCUAACCUGACACCCUUUGUCAAGGAAGAGCUGAGGUUCGCCAUCCAGAACAAGCACCUCUGCCACCGGAUGUCCUCUGCGCUGGAGUCGGUCACUGUCAACACCAAACCCCUCGAGAUGUCGAUCACGAAAGCCCAGGUAACCCCAGAAGAAGAUGAAAGGAAAAAGAGGCGGCGGGAAAGAAAUAAGAUCGCAGCCGCCAAGUGCCGAAACAAGAAGAAGGAGAAGACAGAGUGUCUGCAGAAAGAGUCGGAGAAACUGGAGAGUGUGAAUGCCGAGCUGAAGGCCCAAAUCGAGGAGCUCAAGAACGAGAAGCAGCAUUUGAUAUACAUGCUCAACCUUCAUCGACCCACAUGUAUUGUCCGGGCUCAGAACGGGCGGACUCCAGAAGAUGAGAGAAACCUUUUUAUCCAACAGAUAAAAGAAGGAACACUGCAGAGCUAAGCAGCUGUAGUUAUGGGGGCAAGUGGGGACUCCUCGUCGAAUCCUCCUUCUACAUCCAAACCCUUGCAGCCAUUGGAGAUCUGACUUCCUGUGCACCUCUUGAAUCCCAGUCGCAAAGCACCGGGGAGGCAGGAGGGCUCCGUGACUUGGCGGGGCCUCUCCACUCUGCCCCCGAGCGGACUUCGGACCAGAGCAAGGGCAAUUUUUGCCUCAACUCCAGGAUUUAGGCCUUAACAUACCAGCCAUUCUUGGGUUCUCCAGAUGGCCCCUGGUUAGGGUCCUACCCACCUUUCGUCUGGAUUCUACAAAAACCAGAAUUCCCACCAUUAGGGUUCCCGCAGAAGAAGUGUCUGUACCUUGGGUGGGUGGGGUGGGGUGGGGCCACCUCCUCCGUUGCCACUGCCACCGUCACUUGUAGGGGACAUGGAGUGAGAAUGGCAUUUAGCAAAGUUGGACAAUGGCCAGGGUUGUGCUUCUAGCAAAUAUGCUGUCAUGUACAGGAACCGUUGUGUGCAAGGCAUUUGUCGCAUUACUAGGCACUGUGCGCUCCCGAUGUCUGUUCCGAUGACACCGGUGUGAUUUUUUCAUUACUUUCCUCAGGUCUGGUUUCUGAGGGUUCGAGGGGCUAUCACCAUGUGCAGUGUUUCACAAAAUGUCCAGGUGGCCGGAAGAGCGUGUCAGCCCCGGGAGAACAGGGUUCUGCUAGCCAGCAGUGCCGUUCUGUGCCAGCCAAGGCGGCCUCCUGUCCCUGGGCACCCAGGCUGUAACGCAAAAUUCGUGGGCAUGGCUGCGGCAGGUCCUCUGUCACUAGGUGAAAGCAGGAAGUCCACGUGCCAGAGGGUUAGGACGCUCUGCUCAGUGACUUAGGUCAGGACUCAUUUCCAGGCUGUGAGAGCCAAAGAGUAUUCCCUUUUCCUUUUCCUGCAGUUGGAAACCACGUGCAGUGGAGGCACAUUUGAAGCCAGGUGAUGCCUGGGCGUUAGCAUUACUGGAUGUUGAUGGCGUCGUGUUUGUCACGCGGAUGUUUGUAGAAAUCUGGCCCAGAGCUUGACACAGCUGUGAGAGGUCGCUCACACUGGCCACAAGGACUCUGGUCUGUUUCAAUUCUGAUGUUUCCGUGAAAUCCUCAGAGUGUUCAAUGCUACACAAUAGUAUCAAUGCAAUUUUCUGUAAGAGAAAAUGUUACUUAUUUAUCCUAGUAUUCCUAACUUGUCAAUAUAAUAAAUAUUGAAACCAAGAUGCAGUAAA